This is a messenger RNA of Metopolophium dirhodum (rose-grain aphid), 3402 nucleotides long. RefSeq lists its product as uncharacterized. The coding region runs from base 1 to 3138 and encodes 1045 amino acids. The transcript is spliced from 11 exons. The record is from RefSeq and is a predicted model, not a curated record. NCBI's taxonomy places the organism in Eukaryota, Metazoa, Arthropoda, Insecta, Hemiptera, Aphididae.
AUGAAUAAACAUAAACUUAAAAAGACCCCUAAAGUCCCAACCAGAAACCAAUCUUGGUUUUGUAGAAACAUGUCUGUGCAGGAUCGCACAUCAUCACAUCGUUUUCCAAAUCCAAAAAAAAAUAAAGAGUCUUUUGAUAAAUGGGUAGAAAUUGUUGGUGGAGAUUUGAGAUCUCUCGAUCCAUCAAUAGUCUAUGAGAAAAAACGGAUCUGUUCGAGUCAUUUUCUAGACAAUGAUAUAAGUCCAGGGACCAAAAAAUUGAAAUGUUUGGUUGUCCCUUCUUUACAUUUAUCUGUUCCUAUUGUUGAUAGUUUUAAGACACUGUCCACUUCUUGUAGUGAUCGACCACAGUACAAAUCAUCUGUUCCUAUUGUUGAUAGUUUUAAGACACCGUCCACUUCUUGUAGUGAUCGACCACAGUACAAAUCAUCUGUUCCUAUUGUUGAUAGUUUUAAGACACUGUCCACUUCUUGUAGUGAUCGACCACAGUACAAAUCAUCUGUUUCUAUUGUUGAUACUUUUAAAACACCGUCUACUUCUUGUAGUAUAGAAGACACUGAUUUAGAAGAAAUUUCAAUAUUUUAUGAGGAUUCAGUUAUUCAACAAUUUUUUAAAAACAAACCCUGGCAGGCAAGUUUUUCAAAUGUUACUGUUUUGUUGUUUAUAGUUACUUGUACAUCAGACAAAGUAAUAAAUGCAUUUGACCUAGGCUCAACUUGUUUACCAUCAUCUACACCAUCACAUCUCAACAGACAACUUGUUGAAUGUGAAUCCUCAGAAGAAUCUGAGUUGGAAGGAAUUUCCAAGCUAGACGAUGACUCGUUUCUUCAAUGGGUAUUGACUAACAUUGGUGUAAGAAAAAUGAGCCAGUUAACACCAAAAUGCAAGUCACUAUACAGAGGAAGUGUAUUGCUGAGUAGACGUUUGCGAUGGGAACAAAAGAAAUCAUUCACCUUCAAAAGUCGUUUGUCAGCAGCUGAGAAAUUUUCUGAAGGGUUUUUAAAUUCAAAAGCCGUAAGUCGUAUGACUUUUGCAGCUGCCAUUUUCACUAAUUUACAACUGCGUGCAACAAAUCAAAAAGCGCGAGGUAGAAGAUUUACUUUAGAUGAAAAACUACUCAGCUUAUCUCUCUACAAACAGAGUGCAAAAUCAUAUCGAACAUUAGCAAAACUAUUCACUCUACCUGGCAGAAAAACUUUGACGAAUUUACUAUCCAAAAUCCCAGUAAAUCCAGGAAUUGAUCAAACAUUGAUGAAAGUUUUGAAAACCAAUGUCGUCAAGUUAAGUGCUAGGCAAAAACUCUGUACAAUUUUAUUCGAUGAGGUCAGUCUGGACCCAAAUUUAACUUAUGAUCAUAAUACCGGCAUGAUAACUGGUUUUGAAGACAAUGGUAUAGGAAGGACCCAACAUUUUGCUGACCACAGCUUGGUAUUCAUGAUUCGUGGCGUGGUUAAAAAAUAUAAGCAACCCAUAUCUUAUACUUUUUGCAAGGGCACCACCAGUAGCCACGAUUUGUCAAACCAAAUAAAAAAUGUGAUUCAAGCAGUGCACGAAACAGGGUUGCAUGUUGUUGCAUCUGUUUGCGAUCAAGGAGCCACAAACAAAGGUGCCAUUAAUAUGCUGCAUCGUGACACUAGAGCGGAGGCACUAAGAAAUAAUAUUCAAUUUAAAGAAGAGUUUUACAAUGUUCAAUGUGGGGCAGAUAUAUUGAAUGUUGUACAUAUCUAUGAUCCACCUCAUCUACUGAAAGGAGUGCGUAACAACAUUCUCAAUAAAAAUGUUUUAUUCACCAUGGACGGACAACAAAUGGAGGCCAGCUGGAGUGACAUUACCGAACUAUAUGAAUUGGACUGCAAGAUCGAGGAUGUGAGAAUGCUACCAAGGCUGACAGCCGAACAUAUAAUUCCUAAUAAAAUUAAAAAAAUGAAAGUCAAAUGUGCUGUGCAGGUUUUAUCCGAAAGAGUUGCAUCCAUAAUGUCAUUUUUAGCUUCAAAAAAAAUUUUAAAAGAAAAGGCGAAAGACACUGCAAAAUUCUGCCAGUUUUUUGACAAAUUAUUUGAUUCAGUAAACGGGAGCUAUGACAAGGUAGUAGAUGGAAAAAUAUAUCGCACCGGCCUGAAAAGGUACUCUCCACACCAUGAGUUAUGGGAAGUGUCGCUCAAAGUGUUGCAGUCAAUGUAUUUCAUAGAUCCUGUCAGUAAAAAAAAGACAGUUCCUCAACCUCCAACAAUUAAGAAUUGGAUAAAAACUAUUAAAGGAUUUCAAGAGGUAUUUAAGUUAUUGAACAAGAUGGGUAUAAAAUCAAUUCUCUUAAGAAACUUUAACCAAGAUUCACUAGAGAAUUUUUUCGGAGCAUUGCGUGCCCUGGGCUACAGAAACACCAAUCCGACUUGUUACCAAUUCAUUUCCUCAUACAGAACUCUGCUUCUCAACAACUUAAUGUCUUCACAUUCUCCUGGGAGCAAUUGUGAAGAAGACUUCAGCGACGGUUGCUUAACAUCGUAUAAGACAUUGUUUGAAACGUUUGAAGACAACUUGCCAGAACAAUGUGAUGAACCUGAACCUAGAGUUUCGGAUGGUACUCCAAAACAAAUAACAAAUUUUAGUUCAGAAAUCUUACAAGAUUUACAGUUCCAGACUCACAACUAUAUAGCUGGGUUUGUAAUUAAAAAAUUAAAUAGUAUUUUAUUUAAAAACUGCACAGUUUGCUUAAAUCAAGUGUGUUCCUUAACAACAGCUAAGGGACAUCAACUAACUGUUGCCAGAGAUUACAAUCCAAAUGGUAAACUUUUAUUAAAGUACCCUAACAAAAUUUUUUGUUCUUUAGUAAAAAAAUCAAUUGACUUGAUUGCUCAGUUUUUGCCCUCAAUUUGUCAUCAUAAAACAUUAAAAAAUGAAUUAUCAAAAAUAUUGACACACCAAAUUAAUGUUAAUGUGAUAAAUUGUGAAGAGCAUGGUCAAUUGUUUCCUAAACAGUUUUUCGAUUUUGUAAUUAAAUUAAUGGUCCACAAUUGGUGCACUCAAAUCAAUAGAAUUUUGUCUGGAAAACUGGGCAUUGGUAAAAAUGAAAGGGACCAAAUAAAAGUGAAUGCCUUUCAUCGUUACCAAACUUUUUGUAAAAAGUCUAAAUACAAAUAAUUUUAUUUUGUUACUCAUAUUUUUAGUAUUGUGAAUAUAACAUAUUAUAUUCUUACGUACCUUACUAUUGUACUUUUAAUUUUAAAUUUUAUCAAUUAUAUUAUUAAUAUUGACUAUGUGUAUAACCUCAUGUGAAUUUUUGGUGACGUUGAAAACAUGCAAGACUACAUUUUUAUUAUUUAUUAUAGUAUUUAAGUUGAAUUAAUAUUAUAAUGUUAUAAUUUUUUAUUCGUUGCUACAGUGAUAUAUUAUGUCAUAAUUUGU